This is a messenger RNA of Pleuronectes platessa (European plaice), 2161 nucleotides long. It is a transcript of the gene mmd2a, whose product is annotated as monocyte to macrophage differentiation-associated 2a. The record is from RefSeq and is a predicted model, not a curated record. Bases 156 to 959 code for a protein of 267 amino acids. Gene Ontology annotation, molecular function: pore-forming activity. Gene Ontology annotation, cellular component: membrane. NCBI's taxonomy places the organism in Eukaryota, Metazoa, Chordata, Actinopteri, Pleuronectiformes, Pleuronectidae. The transcript has 7 exons.
UCCGCCGGAUGGCUGCGGGUGUUUGGUCUCCGGAACAGACCAAACAACGCUCCGGUCAAAAGUCGAGCAGCUGAGCCGUGGAGCGACUCUGCAGGUCGUUGUCCCCGCUGGACCUAUGUGUUGGUGUCCGGACGCACGGCGGUGGGACAUCCGGAAUGGGGACGAGGCUCGCUGCUGUGGCACGGACGCAGCGCGAGCGCACCAACUCGUUGCGCGCUCACGACCCACGCACGCAUGAGAUGGACUUGAGGAAGACUAAGUUCGGAAGGUUCAUGAACUGCAGGGCGCCAUCCAGCAAGAGAUAUCAGCCCACCGACUAUGAACAUGCCGCAAACUGUGCCACACAUGGGUUGUGGAUCUUACCGAGUCUGGUGGGCGUGUCCGUGCUCUACUUCCUGUCUGUGGACCAAUGGCAUCGUGUGGCUGCCUGGCUCUAUGGCAGCGGACUCACCGGCCUGUUCGUCACCUCAACUCUCUUCCACACGGCUGCAUGGAAAAUCAGCCACCUCCGGAGAGUGGAGCAGCGUUUCCACAUGUGUGACAGAAUGGCCAUCUACUUCUUCAUCGCUGCGUCCUAUUCGCCCUGGUUGAUGCUGAGGGAGCUGGGGCCCUGGACGUGCCACAUGCGCUGGCUGAUCUGGGUCAUGGCCUGUGUGGGAUCCACGUACGUCUUCUUCUUCCACGAGAGGUACAAGCUGCUGGAGCUGGUGGGAUACGUGGCCAUGGGGGCGGUUCCUGCUGCGGUCAUCCUGUCCAUGGUGGAGCGCUCUGGCGUGUGUGAGCUGGCGGUGGGAGGAGUCUUCUACGUGGUGGGAGUGGUCUUCUUUAAGAGCGACGGCCUGGUCCCGUUCGCCCACGCCAUCUGGCAUCUCUUUGUCGCAGCUGGAGCAGGAAUUCAUUAUUAUGCCAUCUGGAGGUACCUGUACGUACCCGGGCCGCUGCUGCACACGGCGAGGUGACCGGCCGCUCUCUGCUGAGGUCACAGGGUCCGACAGCACGUGACCCGACCAAGAGACGAGGGUUCGAUUCCUGAGAUCACCGGGUUUCCUGUCGACCGUCAGCUGAGGAUCUGCUCCCCGGGUGGGACCAAAACCCUUUAGCGUUUAGUUACAGUGUGAUUUGGCCAAACCUGUAAAGGCUGAUAAUAAUUUAUCACACAGAAAUAUAUAAUUCAGAUUAAAUUCUUUUAAUCACAAGGACCACUUUUACAGGAAAGGAAGUAAAUGUUAAACUGUUCCUUGACAAAAACGCCUCGGCUUGUAAACUUGUGCCAAAACUGACCAGACACACAUUCCUUAACAGCGGUGCUAGGAGCCAGAUGUAAGCAGAGGAAUCCAGUGACACAGUUGCACUGAUUUUUAUUUCCUCUAACCUAGUUUUGCACAUCUUCAAAAUAUUAAAACGUAGUCAGCCAAUAAACUUCAAAGUCAAAGUUUACAGUUUCAGUUUUGAAGACCGAAUUAUUGCAUUUGCCUCUUGAGAGCAUUUAGAAAUCAAAACUGUGAGGCCAACAUCUUUACAGCCACUGGUCUUUGAUUGUCACAGGCUAAUUUAAACUGCUGUCACCAAGUAUUAUCUGAUGGACACAUUAAUAUGAACCAACCUGACGAGAGAAUACAAUUAAAACACGAUAAACAGACCCGUUGUGAUUUAAAAUUUGAUUGUGAACCGUACAAAAUCUGUUCUCAUGGUUUUACUGUAAUGUGAUUUGAAGGAUCUAAGAAAUCAGAGCGCUACUGUAACUCUGACAAAUGUGUUCUGGGUCAAAUGAUAGUUCAACAGAUCUGUGAGGCUGUUUGCAUCGAUUGUUUUUAGAGGACUAUGAUCAGCAGGAUUCUUUAACUGAUUAUCUUCGUGCUCUGUUCUAUCGACAGCCGGGACGAUUCAAGAAGAAAUCCAUGAAUUAACACAUGGGGAUUCAAUAUAUGUAGAUUAUAUAUAUAAAUACAUAUAUGCAAAUUUCUACUAUUUUUAUACUUCUUCCAGCAAUGUAUAGAUCACACUUUUCAGGUCUUCCCUAAACUCUAGUAGUUCAGCAGAAUCUGUUUUAUCAGAGCACUUACUCAGGAUUUUAUUUUUGAAAUCAGAUGAUCUAUUUUGUAAAAUGUUAAGUCUGUGAAAUCACUGUAAUAAAAAGAAUAAUGAUAUUUCACAGUAAGAA